CCGCCGUGCCAGGACGCCGCCGCCAGUAAACAUGGCGCCGCGCAUAACCAGCAGUCCGCGCCGUGUGCCCCCUUACUGAAAGUCCCGAAGCGCCGAGACCCUUUUAGCCAUGGAGACGGAGGAGGAGCAGCACAUGACCACGCUCCUCUGCAUGGGCUUCCCCGACCCCGCCGCCGUCCGCAAGGCCCUCCGCCUGGCCAAGAACGACAUCAACGAGGCCGUGGCUUUGCUCACGAACGAGAGCCCUGGACUCGGCUACGGCUACGAGCCGAUGGAGAGCGGCCCUGCCCCGGGUUCCGGGCCCAGCGGAGACGGUGAGAGGAGCGGCAGGACCGGGACGGGCGGCUUCGACCCUCCGCCGGCUUACCACGACGUGGUGGAAAGCGAGAGGAGUAACGAUGAGAAUGGAAACUGUUCUGGGAGCAGUAUGGAGUUCCCCACCACUAACCUCUAUGAGCUGGAGAGCAGGGUGUUCACUGAUCACUGGUCCAUCCCGUACAAGAGAGAGGAGUCGCUGGGCAAGUGUCUCAUUGCCUCCACCAGCCUUGCCAGACUGGGCCUGGCUGAUGCAGAUGAGAACUGUAAGCGCUUCAUGGACAGGUGCAUGCCCGAGGCCUUCAAAAAGCUGCUGACGUCGAGUGCGGUGCAUAAGUGGGGGACGGAGAUCCACGAGGGCAUCUACAACAUGCUGAUGCUGCUGGUGGACCUGGUGGCAGAGCGGGUGAAGCAGGACCCCAUCCCCACCGGCCUUAUGGGUGUCCUGACUAUGGCGUUCAAUCCGGAUAAUGAGUAUCACUUUAAGAACCGGAUGAAGGCGAGUCAGAGGAACUGGGCCGAGGUGUUUGGGGAGGAUGGCAUGUUUGCAGUCUCUCCCAGCACCAGCUAUCAGAAGGAGCCUCAUGGUUGGCUGGUGGACCUUGUGAACCGGUUUGGAGAAAUGGGUGGUUUCACAGCCAUUCAGAGCAAGCUGAACCAGGAGGAGAUGGAAAUUGGGAGUGUGUCUGCUCUGGUACAGCCGCUUGGUGUGUGUGCAGAAUACCUCAACUCCAGCCUGGUCCAGCCCAUGCUGGACCCAGUCAUCCACAAGAUGAUCACAUACGUGCAGAAUCUGGAGGAGAAGGACCUCAAGGACAAGAGGCUGGUGAGCAUUCCGGACCUGCUGUCUGCCAUCAAACUGCUGUGCAUGAGGUUCCAGCGGGACCUGGUCACUGUGGUGGACGACCUCAGGCUGGACAUCCUCCUCCGCAUGCUCAAGACCCCCCACUUCAGCGCCAAGAUGAACUCCCUGAAAGAGGUGACGAAGCUUAUUGAGGAGAGCACUGUGUCCAAGACUGUGAAGAAUGCCAUAGACACAGACCGGCUCCUCGACUGGCUGGUGGAGAACUCCGUCCUCUCGAUAGCCCUGGAAGGCAACAUUGACCAAGCGCAAUAUUGUGAUAGGAUAAAGGGAAUCAUUGAGUUGCUGGGCAGUAAACUCUCAUUGGACGAGCUCUCCAAGAUCUGGAGGAUACAGUCUGGCCAGUCCUCGACGGUCAUAGAAAACAUCCACACCAUCAUCGCCGCCGCCGCUGUCAAAUUCAGCUUCGAGCAGCUGACUCACCUCUUCGUCCUCAUACAAAAAAAGAGCUGGGAGGUUGAGAGUGAUCGAGUCAGACAGAAACUCCUGAGUUUGAUCGGGAGGAUAGGCAGAGAAGCCCGCUCUGAAACAACGACGGUGAAGGUGUUGGAGGUUCUGUGGGAUCUGGCCCACCUGCCCACCCUCCCCACCACCCUGGUGCAGCAGGCGCUGGAGGAGCACCUAACCAUCCUGAGUGACGCGUACGCCGUCAAAGAAACCAUCAAGAGGAACUACAUUAUCAAGUGCAUCGAGGACAUCAAGAAGAUACAAAUACAGGAGGCUUCAAAGUCCACCAGCGAGACACAGGUCUCUUUUUUAACUGGCACCUGGGGCAAGAAGAAACCAAGCUCAUUGGCCAAAUCAUCCCAGCAGAGCAACCCUCAGACAGUAUGGGUUGUUCCUGCCCUUCGACAGCUUCAUGAGAUCACUCGGUCCUUUAUCAAGCAGACCUAUCAGAAACAAGAUAAGAGUAUAAUCCAGGAUCUGAAGAAGAACUUUGAGAUAGUGAAGCUGAUCACAGGCUCUCUGGUGUCGUGCCAUCGUCUGGCUGUUUCCGUUGCUGGCUCCAGUGGUCUCUCAGGAUCUACUCUUGUAGAUGGCAGAUACUCUUAUCAAGAGUAUUUGGAAGGCCAUCUGAGGUUUUUGGCGUUCUUUCUACAAGAGGCCAGCCUUUACUUGGUGUGGAACAGGGCUAAAGAGAUCUGGGAGUGCCUGGUGUCCGGGAUGGAUGUGUGUGAGCUGGACCGCGAGAUGUGUUACGAGUGGUUCACUAAAGGACAGCAUGACCUGGAGAGCGAUAUCCAGCAGCAGCUCUUCAAAGAGAAGAUCCUCAAACUUGAGCCUUACGAGAUCACCAUGAACGGGUUUAACCUCUUCAAGACCUUCUUUGAGAAUGUGAAUCUAUCAGACCAUCGUCUCAAACGGCAGGGAACGCAACUGUGUGUGGAGCGCCUGGACCUGGUCGGCAUGGACUUCAUCUGGAGAAUCGCCAUGGAGUCCCCUGAUGAGGACAUCGCCAACGAGGCCAUUCAGCUCAUCAUCAGCUACAGUUACAUAAACCUCAACCCCAAAAUGAAGAAGGAUUCUGUGACCUUGCAUAAGAAGUUCAUAGCAGAUUGCUAUAAGAGGUUGGAGGCCGCCAGCUCUGCCCUUGGGGGCCCCACCUUGACCCACGCGGUCACUCGAGCAACCAAGAUGCUGACGGCCACCGCCAUGCCGACCGUUGCCACAUCUGUGCAGUCGCCCUCCAGGUCUACUAAACUUGUGAUCAUCGAGAGGCUGCUGUUAUUGGCUGAGAGAUACGUCAUCACCAUCGAGGAUCUCCACUCAGUUCCUCGGACUAUACUACCUCAUGGAGCUUCUUUCAAUGGCCACCCUGUGACCCUCCACGUAACCUAUGAAUCUACCAAAGAUACCUUCACUCUGGAGGCUCACAGUAAUGAAACAAUCGGCAGCAUCAGGUGGAAGAUUGCGGAGCAACUUAGCUGUCCUGUGGACAACGUACAGAUAUUCGCCAACGACAGCAUGCUGACAAUGAACAGGGAUCAGAAGCUGCUGAACCAACUGGGUUUCUCUGACGAGCAGAGUCUGACGGUGAAGAGCUCGGGGACAGGGACGCCCUCGGCCAGCUCCGCUGACAGCUCCGCCUCCGCCAGCUCGAGCAGCAGUGGGGUCUUCAACUCUGCAUAUGCCCUGGAGCAGGAGAAGUCUCUCCCUGGCGUAGUGAUGGCGUUAGUGUGUAAUGUUUUUGAGAUGCUCUAUCAGCUCGCCAACCUGGAGGAGCCCAGAAUAACUCUGCGCGUGAGGAAACUGUUGCUCCUCAUCCCGACUGAUCCGGAGGUGCAGGACGCCCUGGAUAACUUUGUGCCAAAGGAAUCCAGCGUGUGGAGCCACCAGAAAACUCUGUUCACCUUGGGUUCUGGCUCCCAGGCCUCCAAGUCUCCAUCUCUCUCCAGCAAACAUCAGCAUCAGCAGAGUGCCGCCUCCAUCCUGGAGGCUCUGUUCCGCUCCUCUGCCCCGGGCAUGUCCACCUUCAGAGUGCUCUACAAUCUAGAGGUGUUGAGUUCCAAGCUGAUGCCCACCUCUGAUGACGAGAUGGCGAAGACAAGCGUCAAGUCCUUCUGUGAGAACUUCCUCAAAGCUGGAGGUCUGAGUCUGGUCGUUAAUGUCAUGCAGAGAGACUCGAUCCCGUCUGAGGUGGACUAUGAGACCAGGCAGGGUGUCUACUCCAUCUGCCUGCAGCUUGCCAGGUUCCUGCUGGUAGGGCAGACCAUGCCGAGCAUCCUGGACGAGGAACUGGGCAGGGAGGGCCUGGACACGCUGUCCUCGCGGCCCUUCCGGAACGCGGGCCGGCAGAGCGGCCGGCAGCUCUCGCUGUGCGGAACGCCGGAGAAGUCCUCCUACAGGCAGAUGUCCAUGUCCGACAGGUCCUCCAUUAGGGUGGAGGAGAUUAUUCCCGCAGCACGGGUGGCCAUUCAGACAAUGGAGGUCGGGGACUUCACUUCCACCGUGGCCUGUUUCAUGCGGCUAACCUGGGCAGCUGCUGCCGGUCGAUUGGACCUUGUGGGGAGCAGUCAGCCAAUCAGAGAGAGCACCAACUCGCUGUUGCCUCUCGGGGUCCGUAACAGGGUCAGCAGCACAGGCAGUAACUGCAGCUCUAGCAGCGAGGGAGAGGCCACCACACUGCAGGCCGGAAUUUGCGUGAAACAGCAGAGUGUCUCCAUUAAGGACACGAUCAUUGCCCGCGAAGCACUGUCCCUGCUGGUCACUUGCCUACAGCUCCGCUGCCAGCAGCUCUCCUCUUUCUAUAACCUGCCCUGCGUGAACGACUUCAUCAUCGACAUCCUGCUGGGAUCUCCCAGCGGAGAGAUCCGACGUGUGGCCUGCGACCAGCUGUACACCAUGAGUCAGAGCGACACUUCCCCCUACCCUGAAGUGCAAAAGCCCAACCUGUUCCUGCUCAGCGUGGUGCUGGCCGCACAGCUUCCUCUCUGGUCGCCCACUAGUAUCAUGAGGGGCGUUAACCAAAGGUUGCUUUCACAGUGCACGGAGUAUUUCGACCUGCGUUGCCAGCUCUUGGACGACCUGACCAGCACAGAGAUGGAGCAGCUCAGCCUCAGCCCGGCCGGCAUGCUGGAGGAUGAGAUCAGCUGGCUGGACAACUUCGAGCCCACGUGGACCAGCGAGCUGGAGACCAGCGAGGCAGACAACAUCCUGCAGGCGGGACAUCUACGACUCAUCAAGACACUGCUCUCCCUCUGUGGCAGCGAGAAAGAGCAGUUCGGCCCCUCCCUUAUCCAGCAGCUGCUGGAUGACUUCCUGUUUCGGGCGUCGCGCAUCAUCCUGAACAGCAACAACCCUUCCAGCACUACAGCCCCUCUGCACGACUUCCACCCGAAGUGCAGCACAGUGAGCAGCCGCUUGGCAGCGUAUGAGGUGUUGGUGAUGCUGGCUGACAGCUCUCUCACCAACCUGCAGCUCAUCACACGGGAGCUGCUGUGCAUGCACCACCAGGCUGACCCAUCCCUCACCAAGGAGUUUGACUAUCUGCCCCCAGUGGACAGCCGCUCCGUGUCAGGGUUCGUGGGUCUGAAGAACGGAGGGGCAACUUGCUACAUGAACGCUGUCUUCCAGCAACUCUACAUGCAGCCUGGCUUGCCGGAGGCCAUCCUGUCCAUAGAAGACGAGACGGAGAAUCCAGAGGAGAGCGUGUUCUGCCAGGUGCAGUCACUCUUCGGCCACCUGAUGGAGAGCAAGCUGCAGUACUACGUCCCCGAGAACUUCUGGAAGAUCUUUAAGAUGUGGAAUAAGGAGCUGUAUGUGCGAGAGCAGCAGGAUGCUUAUGAGUUCUUCACCAGCCUUGUGGACCAACUAGAUGAACAUCUGAAGAAAAUUGGGAGGGAGCAGAUCUUCAAGAAUACGUUUCAGGGCAUUUUCUCAGACCAGAAGAUAUGCAAAGACUGCCCCCACAGGUAUGAGCGAGAGGAGACCUUCAUGGCGCUGAACCUGGGGGUGACCUCCUGUCAGAGUCUGGAGAUUUCCCUGGAUCAGUUUGUCCGAGGAGAGGUCCUGGAGGGCAGCAACGCAUACUACUGUGAGAAAUGCAAAGAGAAGAGAACCACAGUAAAGCGCACCUGUAUUAAGUCCCUGCCCAGUGUGCUGGUCAUCCAUCUGAUGCGUUUUGGCUUUGACUGGGAGAGUGGACGUUCCAUCAAAUACGAUGAGCAGAUACGGUUCCCAUGGGUGCUGAACAUGGAGCCGUACACGGUGUCGGGCAUGGCCCGCCAGGACUCCAGCGCUGACCACGGCGAGAACGGCCGAGGGGCGGAGCCUGGGGCUGGGGGCUCGCCCCGUAAGAAGGUCACCAUCUCGGAGAACUACGAACUGGUGGGAGUGGUUGUCCACAGUGGGCAGGCACACGCAGGACACUACUACUCAUUCAUCAAAGACCGCCGGGGCAGCUGGCGAGGUCGGUGGUACAAGUUCAACGACAACAUCGUGGAGGAGUUUGAGAUGAACGACGAGACUCUGGAGUACGAGUGUUUCGGCGGAGAGUACAGGCCCAAAGUCUACGAUCAGUCCAACCCGUAUCCAGACGUGCGGAGGCGUUACUGGAACGCCUACAUGCUCUUCUACCAGCGAAUCAGUGACCAGAACUCGCCCGUCCUGCCCAAGAAGAGUCGUGUGAGUGUGAUGCGUCAGGAAGCCGAGGACCUGUCCCUGUCGGCGCCCUCCUCUCCCGAGAUCUCCCCCCAGUCGUCGCCGAGACCACCCAGGGCCAGCAACGACCGCCUCACCCUGCUCACACGCCUGGUCCGGAAGGGGGAGAAGAAGGGCCUGUUUGUGGAGAAGAUGCCCGCGCGCAUCUACCAGAUGGUGCGGGACGAGAACCUGAAGUUCAUGAAAAACAGAGACGUGUACAACAGCGAUUACUUCAACUUCACGCUGUCGCUGGCCUCCGUCAAUGCGACAAAGCUGAAGCACCCGUCCUACCAAGCUAUGGCCAAGACCAGCCUGGAGCUGGCGGCCCAGUUCCUCUUCCACACCUACCUGCGCACCAAAAAGAAGCUCAGAGUGGACACGGAGGAGUGGAUCGCGACAGUGGAGAUGUUGCUGUCUAAGAGCAGCGAGGCGUGUCAGUGGAUGGUUCAGUACCUGGUGGGUCCCGAGGGCAGAGAAAUCAUCAGGAACUGUCUGCUGGAGUGCAGUGUGCGGGAGGUGCGCGUGGUGGUGGCCUCUAUCCUGGAGAAGACACUGGAGAGUGCGCUGUGCUUCCAGGCCCCCGGGCUGGACAGCCUCCUGGACAUGCUGCUCUCUCUGCUGGACAAGGACGUGCCGGAGAACUGCAAGAACUGCUCGCAGUACUUCAGCCUCUUCAGCAACUUCACCCAGAGGGGAGUCGGGCCAUGCCAGUUGUUGCUGAAACAUUCUGCUUAUCGUCGGAUGCUCGUCUUCCUGUUAGGGCCCAAUCGACAGAACAAUCAGAACCGGCGCUGGAGUUCUGCUCAGGCCCGAGAGUUCCUGCACCUGCACAACACACUGGCUCUGAUGGUGUUGCACACAGACCUCACAUCUCAGAGGACAGAGGUUCUCGGUGCCUUCAAACUCCGUUCCUCUGGCCUUGUGCCUUCAUCCUCCUCUCUCCUGCCACUGCACCCAGACAUCAACACACUGCUCUUUCAACCUGAAGGACAGCCUUACCUGAUGGAGGUGAUGUUUGCCAUGCGUGAGCUCUCUGGGCCUCUGCCCUUCCUCAUAGAGAUGGUGACCUACUGCAGUUUCUGUAAUGAGCCUUUCUCUCUCGCCGUGCUGCAUCUGCUGAAGAAUCAGCUGGAGAUGGCUCCUCCUCACGAGCUCAAGAACAUCUUCCAGAUGCUUCUGGAGAUUCUGAUGGUAGAGGACCCCCUGCAGUCCCAGAGACUGAAAUAUGCAUUUGAGUCUGAGAAGGGACUUCUGGCUUUGAUGCACCAGAGCAACAAUGUGGACAGUAGUCGCUGCUAUCAGUGCGUUAAGUUCCUGGUCACCUUGGCUCAGAAGUGCUCUCCAGCUAAAGACUACUUCAAAGAGCUGUCAGGACACUGGAGCUGGGCAGUGCAGUGGCUACAGAAGAAGAUGUCCGAGCAUUACUGGACGCCUCAGAGCAACGUGUCCAACGAGACCUCUACAGCGAAGACGUUCCAGCGCACCAUCUCGGCGCAGGACACAUUAGCCUAUGCCACAGCCCUGCUGAAUGAGAAGGAGCAGUCAGGGAGCAGUAACGGAUCUGAUGGCAGCCCAGCCAAUGACAACUCAGACCGCAGCCUCCGACAGGGCUCCGAGUCUCCUAUGAUGCUGGGUGACUCUAAAAGUGAUUUAGAGGAUGUUGACCCCUAACGCCGCAUCAAUACUCGGGGCAGUUUUUUUUUUUUUACACAAGGAGAAAUGUAGAAAACAAAUUUCCCUCCAAUGGAGAGACAUUGUGGCUCCAAGCAGCCAGUUGAAAGACUGCGUUUGACGUCUUUGGCAAGCAGUCUCCUGCCAGGAAAUAAGAAGCAGCAACCCACCCAAUCAGAACAUUUCCCUGUAGGUUGCCCCGGUAACGGUGCAGUUGGAAACGUUAUUUAUGGUGACGUGGGCAGAGGUGAAGCUGCGGAAGACCAGAGCUCAGCUCUUGCUGGAUAUCGUCACGUGUCUGAGCGCUGCCAUGCCAAAGGAGCUCAGUGGAUCGUGGAGGCGAACGUUUUUGCUUCCGUUCGGCCGUCACGUGACGCUCCGAAUUCAUGGUGCCGAGGAAGGGGUGUGGGGGUUUUAAAAAAUGUUCAAACAAAAAAGAAAGAAAGAAAAAGGGAGAAAAACGCCGUUUUGUGGAUAUUUGCCAAUGUAAUAAGAGAUGCUGUUCAUGAAAACUUAAAGCUGUGUUCCAUAGAUGUAACUUCAAAUGUAAAAUAAUAUUUUUAAGAAUCCUA
Molecule: messenger RNA, 8562 nt
Organism: Electrophorus electricus (electric eel)
Lineage: Eukaryota; Metazoa; Chordata; Actinopteri; Gymnotiformes; Gymnotidae
Source: RefSeq, a predicted model, not a curated record